Molecule: messenger RNA, 777 nt
Organism: Kazachstania africana CBS 2517
Lineage: Eukaryota; Fungi; Ascomycota; Saccharomycetes; Saccharomycetales; Saccharomycetaceae
Gene: CKB2
Product: casein kinase 2 regulatory subunit CKB2
Exons: 1
Coding region: 1-777 (258 amino acids)
Cellular component (GO): cytoplasm; protein kinase CK2 complex
Molecular function (GO): protein kinase regulator activity
Source: RefSeq, a predicted model, not a curated record
AUGUCUAAUAAGUCUGGGGAUAUCGAAAUGGGCAGCGAAUCUAGAGUGGAAGAGAUAGUUGAUGAUGAAAUCGUUGACGACGCUACUGAUUCGUCAGAAUAUGUUGAAAUGUGGAUAGACCUUUUCCUGGGUAAGAAGGGACAUGAAUACUUUUGCGAUAUUGAUCCAGAUUAUAUUACGGAUCGUUUCAAUCUGAUCAACUUACAAAAGACGGUAUCUAAGUUUACUCAAGUGGUUCAAUAUAUUGUCGAUGAAUUGGAUGAAUCAGUUCUGGAGAACAUGUCACACGCACGUUUAGAACAGUUAGAAAACGAUGCACGUAAACUAUAUGGGCUGGUGCAUGCUCGUUAUAUCAUAACAUUGAAAGGUUUACAAAAGAUGUUGGCGAAAUAUAAGGAUGCAGAUUUUGGUAGGUGUCCAAGGGUCUACUGUAACUUCCAACCGUUGUUACCAGUUGGAUCACACGACGUACCAGGAAUAGACUGUGUCAAAUUAUAUUGUCCAUCCUGUGAAGAUUUAUAUAUUCCAAAAUCAUCGAGACACAGCGCCAUUGAUGGUGCUUAUUUUGGCACUAGUUUUCCCGGUAUGUUUUUGCAAGCAUUCCCAGAAAUGGUACCAAGACAUCCAACCAGAAGAUACGUUCCAAAAAUAUUUGGGUUUGAAUUACACAAGCAAGCGCAAUUAGCACGUUGGCAAGAGUUGCAACGUUUAAAACUGGAAAAGAAAUUGAAAGGCGCCAAUUUUGACCUAACAAAAUAUGGUGGCUACAAAAAUUAG